AUGAAAAAGAAGAAGUUCGCAAUCAAUGCAAGGGUCAAGAUCGUUGACUUCGAUGAAGAACCAGAGCUGAAUGGAUUUACUGCAUUUGUUAGAUCCAAACCAAAGAAGUCGUCAGGACGUAUCAAGGUCAUCUUUCCAAACACCACUGAAACCGUGAAAGUCCCUGUUGAAUGUUUGGAGCUUUUCCCUGCACCGAUGAGUGAGCUCACACAACACGCACGAGAAUACCUAUCAGCUUCAGUGAACUUGAUUUCGGCAUCGGAAGAUGCCACCCCACUGGAUCAAUCGAACCGAUCAAAUUCGACAGAGGGCGUGGAGGGCGGAGCAUGUACUGCUGCAUUUCUGAGCAUCCUCUAUGAUCACCAGAAUAUCAACCCAGACGGCGUCCUGUCGUUCGGCCGUAUCAUGAAGAAUAUGAAACAAAUUCUGGAAUCCAGAGGCCAACAACAACAGCCACAGCUUUCUAGUUCCCGUCCAGUUCAGCUGGCCACACCAUGGGAAUUUGUUCCAAGCCAAAACUUUUCUGGAAAUCGCCGUGCUCUCAUCAUUGGGAUUAGAUACAAGGGCGCACCGUGGGAAUUGCCAAAUUCACAUGGCGAUUGCGACAACAUGAUGAAAUACUUGAAGCGUGCUCAUGGCUUUGAAGACAACGAUUUCACCAUCCUCAUGGACGACGACGAGCAUACUCCCCCAACACGAGCCAAUUUGCUCAAAGCAUUCGGAAAGUUUGCUUCUGAGUGCCGUCCGAACGACGCAGUGUACUUUCAUUUUUCGGGUCAUGGUGGAACCAUACCGGAUGAAUCGGGGGAUGAGACUGACGGGAUGGAUGAAACAAUGUAUCCGAUGGAUUAUUUGGAUGCUGGAGAAAUCGUGGAUGAUGAAGUGUUUGAGGAAUUCAUCCUUCAAAUAUGCGCAGGCGUCACGCUCAAUGCCGUGGUAGACUCUGCUCACUCUGGUUCAGUAUUUGACCUUCCCUUUGAGCUUUUGACAGCAGGCAAGGGCCUUGAUGAAGAUUUUAGUGCGGUACACUUUCCCCAUAUGGAAAUUGCACGGGAGCAUAACAGAAAGAAAGAACGCAUGAAGCAAGAACGGGGGAAUAGCCAAAGGGCCACACCUUCGCCAUCACAAAAUCGAGCCAGGAAAAGAGUUCCUAGGGAGGAGCCGGCACGACAGGGCAGCGGCAUCAAUAGACCACAUCCCAUAGAUGCUGUCGUCACCUUGACUGGACUCAAGAUUACUCCUCACUUAAAUGGACGAACGGCUAUUGUCAAGUCUCAGAUGGGCAGCAACGGCCGUCAGCACGUGUUCGUCAAGGGUCUUGGAAGGUCGUAUGCUCUGAAGCCAGCUAAUUUGCAACUCAAAUAA
Cylindrotheca closterium is the source of this 1365-nucleotide messenger RNA. The record is from the annotation of a GenBank genome assembly. NCBI's taxonomy places the organism in Eukaryota, Bacillariophyta, Bacillariophyceae, Bacillariales, Bacillariaceae.